CCUCGACACCUCUGGCAUCGGCGUUGUUCUCUGACAUGCUCUGACGGCAACGCGGCGCGAACCUACUUUAGGGAUAUCAUUCAUCGGGCCCCACCACUUCGCGCCUGUCCCUGCGGGCUUGCCGCGGCAGGCGCCGAAGGCCCACGCUCGCGCCGCAUCUAUUGGUGAAUCCUGUCGAGAUUGGCUUGGUGCGGGUUGUCCGCGUCCAAUGCUCCAACUUGCGCGCAGUGCGCCGCAGCGCGUUCCAACAGCUGGCUGUCGAGAUGGACUGAAGGAGGAAGCGAGGCUCGACCAAGGGAGCUGGGAUGAGGAGGGAGGAGAGGAACAAUGAGAAGAGGGACAAAGAGGGAGAGUGCUCUCUCCGGUGGCUGCUCGGGGCGCUCUGGGUACUCCCGGAACGGUGCCGGCGAGGCACAGCCGCUGGAAGGCACCCUGAGGCCGCAAAGCUGCCCAGAGGCCACGAGAACCGCCCGAAAAGCCUCGAGCUUCGAACCUCGAAGCUCACUCGCCGCCGAGCGAGGCCCUCCUCGCGCCCGUGCGCGGGCGGCUGGCCGCGAGAGGUCACGAAAGGCGCCCGAGAUCCUCGAGCUUCGAAUCUGUGGCGCCGCCGAGCCGUGGCGCUCGCCGCUGGAAGGCCCUCGCGGAGCUGGAGCACGCCAGGAGGAGGAGGUGGAGGAGGAGGAGGAGGAGGAGGAGGAGGGUACUGAGGGUACUGAUGAUCCGGGGUGGGUCCACACCCCCUGGCACACAGGCCGAAAGCAGGAAGCUAGCCUACGCUAUCCUCCUCGUCCCAAUCCGCCGAAAAGUCCUCCCGACGGCGCUGGUCACUCUCCCAAGCAACAAGCGCCUCGGGGGUAGCGAAACCGUGCAAGUUCGCAAUCAGUUGGGGUGACAAGGCCGAAAGCUCAGCGAUCGCUGAGGUUGGGAGAGGAUCACCCUCGGCCGCUACUGGUGCCUCUACAGCUUCGCUGUUAGGACCCACCUGCUUUUUGCUCGGACGUUUGCGAGUAGGCACUUUGCGAAUAGCGGAACGCGCUCGGCGACUUGCCCCCAGCAACCAUCGAUCCUCCGGCAUCGAUGGGAGGCGGGGUUGGGGUUCGGAGACCGCCACACCUUCGAAGAACUCCGAAGCCUACCCCCACCGCCCAUCGAAUUGCCUGAAUUGUCGAUCCGCGAGGGCAGGGUUCGGAUUUCGCGGCCGACCCGGCUGCACGUCGAGCUGGCGGGAUCCAGGCCUUGCCAGAGUCCAAAAAGUCUCGCGCCGAUCGUUGCGGCAGGAGCGCUGCGUCCGCAGGACGCAUAUAUGUACACCAUGCAGAUCGACGCCACCGUGUGGCGCCCCCCCCGUCAGACGCUAGCGAGCUUGAGCAGGGACCGACCGUCCUGGUAUUCUCAUAGGCCUACCACGACAUCUCCUUAGAAC
Prorocentrum cordatum is the source of this 1423-nucleotide messenger RNA. Lineage: Eukaryota; Dinophyceae; Prorocentrales; Prorocentraceae. The record is from the annotation of a GenBank genome assembly.